Symbiodinium pilosum is the source of this 315-nucleotide messenger RNA. Lineage: Eukaryota; Dinophyceae; Suessiales; Symbiodiniaceae. The record is from the annotation of a GenBank genome assembly.
AUGGCAUUUGCAGGCGCUUUAAACGAUGCCCCAGACAUUUUAACACAGACUAGAAGCUAUCCCAAUGGCGUGCAUGAGCUGAAGCAAGCUCGCUACGUGCAGCGUUGUGCGGCGUGCGGAGUUGCAGACCAGCAGUGGCGAGGGUUCCCCGAUCUUGUACAUGAACCCACUGCAAAGACUCAGUCUGUGCUUUCGAAGGAUGACAGGAAGAAUCCGGCGGUCACGCCUGCAUGUCCACCUUGGCUCAUCCAGGUCCUGAUGGUUCCGCGCGAGAGGCUGCCACAUUCAGAUUGGCAGGAGCCGCGCGGGGAGUGA